Molecule: messenger RNA, 881 nt
Organism: Glycine soja
Lineage: Eukaryota; Viridiplantae; Streptophyta; Magnoliopsida; Fabales; Fabaceae
Product: NDR1/HIN1-like protein 10
Exons: 1
Coding region: 153-776 (207 amino acids)
Biological process (GO): defense response to other organism
Source: RefSeq, a predicted model, not a curated record
CCUUCUUAUAACUCACCACCUUCUCUCUAUCAAUCAAGUCCCCUAGCUAUUACGAUUCACAACUUAUUCUCUUCAUCUUUAAUUUCCCUUGAUAAUUUCUUAGUCACAUCAAAGUAAUAUCUCUUGUUCAUCACUCAUCUGCGACUAUAAGAAUGGCAGAUUAUAAGCAACACCACGGAAGAAGCUGCGGCUGCUGCUGCCUCUUUGGAAUCUUGUGGAAGAUUGUGGUUGCACUCAUUGUCCUCGUUGGUCUUGUAUUCCUCAUAUUUUGGCUGGUUGUUCAACCCCGCUACUUCAAGUUCCACGUCACGGAAGCGGACCUAACUCAAUUUGAGUACUAUCCAAACAACAACACCCUUCACUACAACAUGGUCCUCAAUUUCACUGCACGCAACCCCAACAAGAAGCUCAGCAUAUACUACGACAAAGUUGAGGCAUUAGCAUUCUACGAGGAUGCCAGGUUCGCCAAUUACGAUGUCAUAACUCACAUGAACUCCUUCCGCCAGUACAAGAAGAGCACCAGUCCCAUGAGCGCCGUUUUCUCGGGGCAGAAGGUGUUGAUGCUCAACAACGAACAAGUCUCUCAGUUCAACCAAGACAAGAGUGUUGGAGCUUAUGAUAUCUAUGUGAAGCUCAACUUCAGGAUUCGGUUCAGGCUCGGGGACUCGAUUUCCCGUCACUUGAAGCCCAAGGUCAAAUGUGAUCUCAAGGUUCCCUUGAACAAAAGUGGCACCUUUACUCUGUUUCAGACCACCAAGUGCCAUGUCAAUGUCUAGGGACUAAGGAUGCAUUUGAUUUCUUUGAUUGAUUUUUGAACUUUCUCUCUUUACCCAUUAUUUGAAAUUCUAAUAAUUAUGUUACUUUUGUCUUUAUUUAAUUCA